AUGGCCUCCCGAUUCGCAGCCGGCCUGUUCGGCCGCAGCCUCACCACCACCACCGCCCGCGUUCAGACCGGCGCCGUGCGCAGACUCGCAACCGCCGCCGGCGAGAACGAGUUCCUCGCCGAGAGGAUGCACCACAAGGAGCACGCUGGCAAGUCCGCCGACCUCUGGCGCAAGGUCUCGCUCUACGUGUGCAUUCCUGGUUCGAUCGUUCUGGCCGUGUACAUCUACGGCAUCGAGAAGCACCACUACGACCACAUGGUGCACGAGUUCCACGACAACGACGAGCAGCCCCCCGAGCGCACCUUCUACGAGUACAACAACAUCCGCAAGAAGGCCUUCCCCUGGGGAGACGGCAGCAAGAGCUUCUUCCACAACAAGAUGAUCAACUACUCGGUCGACCCCUAA
Molecule: messenger RNA, 405 nt
Organism: Kalmanozyma brasiliensis GHG001
Lineage: Eukaryota; Fungi; Basidiomycota; Ustilaginomycetes; Ustilaginales
Product: Cytochrome c oxidase, subunit VIa
Exons: 3
Coding region: 1-405 (134 amino acids)
Biological process (GO): mitochondrial electron transport, cytochrome c to oxygen
Cellular component (GO): mitochondrial inner membrane
Molecular function (GO): enzyme regulator activity
Source: RefSeq, a predicted model, not a curated record